AUGCCUUUCCUCCAGGCGUUGACCGGCUACAUCGCGCCGGUCUUCCUCAUUGCCUCGCCGAUCAUUUCAUACGCCGACCAGGCAUUGUCGAUGUCACGGAAAAGAUCAAGCUCGGGCUUUUCGCUAGACAUUCCCCUGAUUAUGCUAGUAGCAUGCGUAUUCAGGGUGUUUUACUGGUUCGGAGCGAAAUACGAUAACGCGUUGCUCAUCCAAGCAUUUACCAAUAUAUUCAUGCAAGUCAUACUUCUAAAGGUUGCGUUGGAUCACCGGCCGCUGCCUGCAUCAAGAGGAGGAGAGGCUGGAACUCCGUUUGCUGGAGCGCAAGAUGGUCUUUGGAGCAUACGGAGGCCAUACAACUUCUGGCAGUGGCGGUCUCCCAAGCCCUACUGGCAGUUUCUGCUGUACAUGUUUAUUACGCUGACCGUGCUUGAGCUGAUCGUGGCGCCCAUGGAUUCGCUUUAUCCCACGUACUGGGGAUUCUUGGGCAUGGUUGGUUUAUCGGUCGAGGCUACACUACCAAUUCCACAAAUGCUUGCAAACUACAGGUCCAAGUCCUGCAAGGGUUUUCGGGUGUCCCUUUUGGUCAGCUGGCUACUUGGAGAUGCCAUGAAGAUGUACUGGUUCUUCACCUCGACAACAGAGAUCCCAUGGUCCUUUAAGCUCUGCGGUAUGUUCCAAGCAGCAUGCGACUGCUGCCUCGGUAUCCAGUAUCUGAUUUAUGGUGAUCAUGAACCCGAGGUUAUUGCUCAACAAUGGCCAUAUGCUGGUACAAAGCCACAUUUACCUCGUGUGAACAGUGGAAAAUCUACGCCCACAGGACGGAUGACGCCUAUGAGCGAGAAGAUGUAUUAG
Messenger RNA from Truncatella angustata, 852 nucleotides. RefSeq lists its product as uncharacterized. The transcript has 3 exons. Gene Ontology annotation, biological process: retrograde transport, endosome to Golgi; phospholipid translocation. Gene Ontology annotation, cellular component: endosome; trans-Golgi network. NCBI's taxonomy places the organism in Eukaryota, Fungi, Ascomycota, Sordariomycetes, Amphisphaeriales, Sporocadaceae. The coding region runs from base 1 to 852 and encodes 283 amino acids. The record is from RefSeq and is a predicted model, not a curated record.